This is a messenger RNA of Fonsecaea nubica, 1752 nucleotides long. RefSeq lists its product as hypothetical. The transcript has 2 exons. NCBI's taxonomy places the organism in Eukaryota, Fungi, Ascomycota, Eurotiomycetes, Chaetothyriales, Herpotrichiellaceae. Bases 1 to 1752 code for a protein of 583 amino acids. The record is from RefSeq and is a predicted model, not a curated record. Gene Ontology annotation, biological process: carbohydrate metabolic process.
AUGUAUUUCCGUCAAUGGACAGCCAUUCUCAGCCUCCCGGCCUGGCUGCAAUAUUCCUGCGUCAGUGCUGCAUUUGGCGGUGACAGUGACCACCCAUACGACAGCGACGUCCUCAAGCAGCAGGAAACCCUCUUCGGGCUGUGUCCGGACUACACUAGCUAUGCCCGUCAUAUACACAAACCCUUCAGUAAUGGCCCUCUCCAACUACCGUUCCAACGACCUCACCCGAGUUGUCGCAAAUUCUCUUCCCCGGCUGUGGAACAGGUGAUCAAUGAUCUCUAUCCUCGGUUCAAAGAUCCAGAUCUCGCGCAGAUCUUCCAGAAUGCGUUUCCAAACACCCUCGACACGACGGUGCUGUGGCACGUAGAUGGAGAAAAGAAACAUGCGCCACCGUCGCGAUUACUGCGGGACAAGGACAGAUGGAAAGGGGCACAUUCAUUCAUCGUGACGGGAGACAUAAACGCCGAAUGGUUGAGAGACUCUACGAACCAGCUGGCUCAAUAUCAACUCCUCGCCAAAUCCGCCCCGGAUAUAUCGAACCUCAUCCUCGGAGCGAUCAAUACACAGGCGGAGUUUGUGAUAUCUUCACCUUACUGCAACGCAUUCCAGCCUCCGGACCCGUCCCGUCUGGCCCCAGUUCACUCGGGUCAAGACGAUAUCGUCCAUCCGGCCUACGAACCCACGGUUGUGUUUGAAUGUAAAUACGAACUCGACAGUCUCGCAGCGUUCCUCAAGCUGACGAAUGAAUACCACGCGUCCACCGGCUCGACAGCCUUUCUGACGACUCGAUGGUUCAAGGCUCUUGACGCCCUCUUGCAAGUACUGGAUGCACAGGCCAGACCAACUUUUAACCCGACAACGGGAUGGUACGAGCGAAAUCAAUACACAUUCAGCCGCUGGACGCGCAUUGGGACAGAGACUCUCAAUUUGGAGGGCACAGGAAACCCCUUGGGAGGUGGAACGGGCUUGAUUCGCUCUGCUUUCAGGCCUUCGGAUGAUACAACCAUCUUCGGCUUUCUCAUUCCCGCAAACGCAAUGAUGUCUGUUGAACUGUCUCGCGCGGCGAAAAUGCUCAAGUCCGCCGGCGUGGCCUCUUCGCAAGAACCACAAGCAACGCACAUGAUUCAAGUUGGUGACGACCUCGCCCAGCGUGCAGAGACCAUUAAAAAUGGCAUCUACAAGCACGCCGUCGUCACGCAUCCAGAGUUUGGCCAAGUCUUUGCCUACGAGGUCGAUGGGUAUGGAUCCCACCUUCUCAUGGACGACGCGAACAUCCCUUCUCUCCUCUCGCUGCCUCUCCUCGGCUUCGUCGACGUCGACGACGAAAUCUACCAGAACACCCGACGCAUGAUCCUCACCCAACGUGGGAACCCGUAUUUCCUCAAGGGCUCUAAAUUCCAAGGCAUCGGCGGUCCACACAUCGGCUUGCGCAACGCGUGGCCCAUGUCCGUCAUCGUCCAGGCCAUGACUUCGACUUCGGACGCCGAGAUCCUCGACUGUCUCGACACGGUGAAGAACGUGAGCGUCUUCGGCCUGAUCAACGAGUCCGUCGACGUCACCCGGGGCGUCAAGCGAGGUGGUGGCGGCGAAGGCAUGACGCGCAGCUGGUUCGCCUGGGCCAACAGCGUCUUCGCCCAGGCCGUCCUGUGGCUCGCCGAACACAAGCCAGCACUCGUCCUGCAGGACAACGAGGACGGAAGUCCCGCUAAGGGGUAUCGUGUCGGUGUUGGCUGGGUGGAAUACUCUGUGUGA